Molecule: messenger RNA, 3130 nt
Organism: Artibeus jamaicensis (Jamaican fruit-eating bat)
Lineage: Eukaryota; Metazoa; Chordata; Mammalia; Chiroptera; Phyllostomidae
Gene: CFAP99
Product: cilia and flagella associated protein 99
Exons: 16
Coding region: 116-2041 (641 amino acids)
Source: RefSeq, a predicted model, not a curated record
GGAGCAGGAGCGAGGUGGGGCACCCCCUCGAAGUUUCCGAGUCUCCUCGCGCCCGGUCCGUCUGGCAGCCCCUGUGGCGGCGGGUGGAGGCGAGAAAGGGCCCCUCCCUGGGAAGAUGGCCUACUACGGAAAGUGCCUGGAGGCUGUGACCGAGCAGCUGGGCCGGUUCAGACCCGAGAAGGACAGCCCGGGGCAGUUCCUGGAGGCCGCGCGCACCUCCCUGCAGGCUCUGAGCCCCCAGAAGCAGGCGUUCAUUUUGGAGGUGCUCUCCGGCUGCAUCGAGUACCGGAAGCUGCUGACCGUCGUGGUGGAUGCCUUCUACGUGCGGGACGGCCGGCUGUGCCUGCGGGCUGACUACAACCUCUUCCAGGUGAUCUGCUACCUGGCCACGUUCCAGCUGGAGGAGCUCGGCUUCCAGCUCUUCUGCAACAUCGUCAGGUCCCAGCCUGCGGACAAGAUGCGCAAGUUCCUUGGGUUCUUCUUCAACCCCUUAAACCUGUGCUCGUGGAUCAAGGACGAGUGGAGCCUCAUCUAUGAGACAGCCCACGUGAAGGACUGGACGGAUCCCCUGCUGAGAUGGCGGCCGGAGGUCCAGGAGCUGCUCAGCCAGCUGGAGGGCCAGUCGGCCAGUCAGCCCCGUCCUUCAAAGGCCAAGGUCACAGAACCCAAGAGCUUCAACCUCACUGUCCCUAGACCCCGUGCCAUUCCAGUGCCCGAGCCUGUCCCUGUCAUGGCCAAGGCAACACCAGCCCCCCAGAGCACCUACCAGCCACCCAUGGAGCCGAAGGUGCUGGAGAUGACCAAGAGAUACAACCGCCGGAGGGCGGAGGAGCUGCUGCUGCGGGCGAACCUGGAGGAGAUGCGGUGUGCAGUGCCCAGGGCCCGAGGGGAGGCCCCCAAGCAGGGCUCCAGGAAGCUGCAGCUCCGGUUCUUGCCCCGGAUUCAUAAGACUCCGAAACUGACCUUCUACAGGCCUAACAAGGUCCCCGUCAAGCUGAACACGGCCACCAUCCUGCGGGAAGGGGCCUUAUACCAGCGGCAGGUGGAGAAGGAGCUGCAGAGAGUGGACAAGCUUGUGGAUGGGGCUGGGGACUUCUCAGAGUUCCUCGAGUGGCAGAAGAAGAUGCAGGCAAAGGACCGGGAGGAGCAGCGGGCUGCGGACGUGUGCCGGAGGCUGCGGGGGAAGCUCAGCCAUGAGGAGGCCGCGCUGGCCCGGCAGCAGCUCCUGCGGGAGAACCGAGACAGGGCCACCCAGAAGAAAGAGGAGAUGGCUGAGCUCAUGCGGCAGCGUGCUGAGAGGCGCCUCCAGGAGGAGAAGUCCCUGAAGGAGCUGGUGGAGCAGGUGGCCGAGGGGCAGAAGAAUGUCAAGGUGGCGCAGAUGAAGCUCCUGAGGGGCCGGCAGCAGACAGUUCAGGAGGUGGCAGAGGAGAGGCGAGCCCGGCUGCAGCGCAGCGCAGCAGAGGCAAAGGAGCAGCAGAGGCGGCGCCGUGAGCUCAUUUCUCAGCUCCGGGCCCUGGAGUCACAGCCCACUCGCCAGGGCAAGCUCGUGGACCUGACCCAGAUCCCUGGGCAUGGCCUGGAAGGAGAGAUGUCCAUCGUGGAGCUGCGUGAACGGCUGGCCCUGCUCAAGGAGGCCCAGCAGCGGGAAGAGGAGGAGAAGCGGGACCAGAUCAUCCAGGGCAAGCGUGCCAAGAGUCAGGAGCUGCAGAACGUGCUGGAGCAGAUCUCGCUGUGCCGCACCGCCAUGGGGCGGUCUGCGGCCUUGAGGUGGGAGGAGAAAAAAGCCACGGCCGCAGAGGCGCCCUCACAGGACGAGCGCGUGCAGGAGCUGCAGCGCCGGAUCGAGGAGAGGGCGGCUGAGCGGCGCAGGCAGGCGGCCGAGCUGUGCGUGCAGGCAACGCGGGCCCCGCGCCCCAAGCCCCAGGCGCAGCUGAAGGCACAGCACUGGCUGGAGCUGGAGCAGAGCCGUGAGCGCAGGCUGCGGGCGAUGGCGGGGAGAGGCUCGGCCUGUGGGCCCGCACGCCCCCUGCAGGCCGCCUGAGUUGGGGGGGGAACUUCCCUGGACCCCGAGACCCCGCCCGGAGUAAAGUGAGCGGCCUGCCUUGUGCACUUCCUUGGCCACCCCCCUUCUGUCCCUCUGCCCGCGCCCCAGUCCCCACCUGCUUGGAGCAGCGUAUUCAGAUAAAAUGCGGGACACCAGAUCGAGACAAACUGAUGUGGAGAGAGUAUCUGCUUUUUAUUUGGAAUUCCAGCCGACCUGGCCCCUGUAUGUUAUGUGUUAAAGAUGGCCACUGGCCCUUCCCCAGGCCCAGCAGGCCCUCUUCUGAGGUCCCAGAGCCCCUCCUGCGAGUGGAAACCUGGAACCCCCACUCUCCACCUGGAGUCCAGUGGUUUUACCUGGGGGCCCCUAAGACUGGGUGUGUGUGUGUUUGGUCGGAGAAGUGGCCAGGAUUCUUGAGCCGCUAGAAACUGGCCCUUCUCAUGCGGCAUCUCACGGAAACCUCGCAGCGGUGAUGGGGGCGGGGGGCAGGGCAGUGAGGACGGCAAAGGAGCUGUCCCCCCCCCCCAUCUGCCUGUAGUCAGAGGUGAAGGGACAUGGCCCCAGAGCCAGAGCCUAAAGCCAAGCCUGGGAACCUCAGAGCAUUGCCCAGCCUCCUCUAGUGUCACCAAGAGAACAAGGUUGGACCACUAGGCACAAGCCUGCCCAGGGACAGACAGGGAUGGGUUUGCUGUCUUGGGUCUUGGGUCUUGCAGCACCAGGCUGCAGAGGGUGUGGCCUUGGGGACAGGCUGGCUGUACUGCCACUCCCAGGAAGAAGGGACAGUAAAGCAAACUGUCAGGGCUAGAAACUGCCAGGUUGGGUAGAUGUCCAGGAGAAAGGUCCCCUCCCCCAUCCUGCCUGGGUCCUCAAAGAAGAUGGCAUCUUGGAGGCUGGGCCCCAGGGCACGUUCUGGUCAGGAAGGUAGGUAUGUCAAAGUGACAAGAACAGAAAGAACGGAGUUCUCCCAUGAUAUUCUGAACAGCAUUAGAACCCCAGGAUUUUCCUACAAUGCAGGCUGGUAAAAAGAGGAAUUUCCCACCCCCUGUCAAAUCAGAGCUGGGAGCAGAUUAAAUUUCAUUCAGAAAAAUA